Molecule: messenger RNA, 5256 nt
Organism: Paramuricea clavata
Lineage: Eukaryota; Metazoa; Cnidaria; Anthozoa; Malacalcyonacea; Plexauridae
Source: the annotation of a GenBank genome assembly
AUAGUUACAAAAAAGCACUAGAACGUUUGAAACGUGCCGAAGAAACGUCCAACAUGGAAUCAGAAGAAGAGGGUUCUCGAAAGCGAAAAAGGACACAGCGUGGACAGGACUAUGAUAGCGAAAAUGGUAAGCCUAACAAUGCGAACUUAAGAGUGAAUGUCAGUAAAAAUCGAACAUAUGAGACAUUUCGCGGCCACGACUGAAAAAUCAAUUUUGCUCAAAUUUUGCCCAGAUAUACCUUAUUAUAUCGGAAAAUGCACCAUAUAUUUUUUUAGGUCAAAUGCUUUUUUAACUUUGAGAAAAUGCCGUUUGAACACGACCACCCUAAAUCGCCAUUUUUUCUGGGAAAAUAUGUGCUGAUUUUACAGAUAAAUUUCACAACGACAACCGUUUCUAAUCGAUCUAAAACCCUAAAAAUCUUGUUUUCGGUUAUUCAAAGGACGGUAUACAUGACUUACAGGAAAUCUGAGUUACUUUUAGGAAUAGAUAUAAUCGUAGUUUUGGAGCACACUAUCUUACUUCAUUUACGAUACCCUCUUAACAAAACCGAUUUUCACCAUGUGAUAAAGCCCCAAAUCGAUCAUGCUUCUACUAGUUGGCUCUUUAAUAAGCAAGUUUUCAAUUGACGUAAAUACUUCUUUUGGCAAAUUAAUACGCGAUAAACGACAGCGCGUUGAAAUCGUCCGUUUUUGACGUCUUGCAAGUCAAACGCUGUUAAUUUACAUACCGUCGAAGUAAACAAUUUAAUCAAGUAUUUUAAGUAUUUUACCUUUUGAGAAGAAGAUAUAUUCUUGAAUGGAGACUUUUUGCCUUGCUUAGUUUAAAAUUGGUCCAAAAAUCCCGAGAUAUUUGUAAAAUAUCAUCAUAUACAGGUAUUUUGACAUAUAAUAUUGUUGUCAGUUGCAUGACAACUUCAGAUCAUUGUUCAAUAUUGUCUGCUUUUAAUAGCAACUAUCGAGUAUAAAUGUUUACGAAUACAUAAGUUAAUUAUUAAGCAGCUGUUAAUAGCGUGCGUGUGAAAUGAACAUUUAUCCAUACAAGGAUUUGUUAUUUUAUUAUAUAUUCUACCACCUCAAACUCAAAUUAUAGGCAUACAGCAAAUACUGUACUUUAGAAUAAUGUGUGUUUACUUUGAUGCACAGUUAAAAUAAUCAGUAAAAUUACUUUAUUUUGAUACACUAAUGUCUAUUGAUCUUAUUAUAUUUCACAAGUACUAGGACCCAAAAAUACAGCAUUGAGAUAUGUUGGCCAAGUGCGACACCACAAAUUAUUAUUGUCUCCCCACACGUCACGUUUAAAGAAAAUGAAAGCUUGUUGCUCGUUUAACGCUGAUUAACCACAUGCCAAAUACGGCAAAUGCCGCGGGCCUCGCGCUUUAAGGUGGAGUAAUACGGGCAACAAAAUUGCUGCAACUUGCAACAAAAUCUGAUUUCUACGCAUGUUAAUUGAAAAUGUUUACACAUACAUUACAAAUCACGAGGCAACAUGUGUCGACAUUCCUAUUUAACAUGCCUUGAAAUCAGAUUUUGUUGCAAGUUGCAGCAAUUUUGUUGUUCGUAUUACUCUAGCUUUACUGUGCUACGCCUAUUUUUACGAGAACAUGGCCAUUUUCUAUUGGGACACGCGCAUUAGGGCCCCUAGGCUUGGUAGUUCGCCCUAGCAUGGCCCCGGGAAAAUAUGCAAUACUCGUGUUCAUAUAAUCUCUAGUUGCGUUGAGCUGUUAUAUUAUGAUCCUGUUUAUACCCACCAACUGCGCCAGGCAGGCCAUUAUCUUGUUUAUAAUUGAUGCAAAUAAAUUGCAAUAUUGAAAACAAUUAUUUAACACUUUUGUGUAUCUUUAAAUUCAAUGGUUUUCAUAAAAAGAAGAAAGGGGAGGUUUGGGGGCCUCGUGCUAAAAUUUGCCACGGGCCUCGCGCGACGUUAAUCCGGCCCUGGUCACUUGUCGGUAGAUCUUGCGGUUUUAAUGCCAAUUGACAAAGAUCAAAAGAGAGCACUGAUGACUCCCCCCGGUGGAGAAAUACUGGCGCAGCCCAAACCAGCUCAGUGAAAUAUGGGGCCCCAGGGCCAAUUAUACCCUUGGGGCUCCGGUGAACCACAAUUAUCCCCCUCCGUCGACAAACUUUUUGUCGCCUUGCAAAUUUGUAUUUGCCUGUCUUCCUUGAGCUGGGGUCGCAGAGAAAAUUGCUCCUUUGCCGCCUCCCUUUGCCGCCUCCCGCAAGGGUGGCCCUGGCGCCGCCCUUGUCUUAUCAUAACUAUCUACCCUAAUUCAAGCUGAUUGGCACGGCUCGAUGAAUUAAUUGCCGCUUUCAAACAGAGGUUUAUUAUUUUAAACCUCUAGAACCAGGGUACCUUUUGUCACUCUGAGGCCAGCGAAAUAACCUCUAACGCAACAUGCACGUACGCGUCUACUAUCGUCAAGAAACAAUCAAUACGUAUAAUCGUUGUGGUCUGUGGGAUUUUAAUUCAAUAGUGUAAACCUUGCAGUUUUAGGGAAGCCUCACAUAUCGAUUUUUUCCACAAGAAACGUCAAAUGUUCGUUUUGGGGGUGGGGGAGGGGGUUUACAGCUGUGACGUUUCUCUGUAAAUAUCAUGGAAAAGUUCAAUAGUUUUUUCGAAUACCUUAACAUUUCGGAAUCAACUUUGCAGAGUAUAAAAAAGAAAACAACUUGAAAGAAAACGACUAUUCAAAUAUAAGGGCUGGUAAACUAAUAAUAAAAACUCCUUAUAUGGAUAAACAUUAUAAACGUUCAUUUCACAUGUACACGCACGCUAACAGCUGCUUAAUAAUUAACUUACGUAUUUGUAAACAUCUGUCGAUAAAUAAAAUGGUACAUUAAUAUGGACAAAAUGGAUCAAAACCUUUGAAAACAGCAGUUGUAGUUCCAAUUCUUUUGCGCAAAUAUAAUCCUUAAAUAGCUCAUCGAUUUGUAUAAUUAUAUUAGCGCUUAAGUCAAACGGCCGGGUCGUAGAUCACGUUGAAUAAUGAUCUGAAGUUAUCAUGCAACCGUCAACAAUGUCUCAAAAUACUGGAUGUUUGAUGAUUUUUUUUACAAAUAUACCGGGAUUUCUGGACCACUUUUAAACUUAGCAAAGCGAAAAGUCCCCAUUCAAGAAUAUAUGUUUUUUUCUCAAAAGGUAAAAUACUUAGAAUACUUGAUUAAAUUGUUUACUUCGACGGUGUAUAAAUUAACAGCGUUUGACUUGCAAGAUGUCAAAAACGGAAGAUUUCAACGCGCUGUCGUUUAUCGCGUAUUCAUUUGCCAAAAUAAGUAUUUACGUCAAUUGAAAGCUUGUUUAUUAAAGAGCCAACUAGUAGAAGCAUGAUCGAUUUGGAGCUUUAUCGCAUGGUGAAAAUCGAUUUUGUUAAGAGGGUAUCAUAAAUGAAGUAAGAUAGUGUGCUCCAAAACUACGAUUAUAUCUAUUCCUAAAAGUAACUCAGAUUUCCUGUAAGUCAUGUACACAGUCCUUUGAAUAAGCGAAAACAAGAUUUUUAGGGUUUUAGAUCGAUUAGAAACGGUUGUCGUUGUGAAAUUUAGCUGUAAAAUCAGCGCAUAUUUUCCCAGAAAAAAUGGCGAUUUAGGGUGGUCGUGUUCAAACGGCAUUUUCUCGUUAAAAAAGCAUUUGGCCUAAAAAAAUAUAUGGUGCAUUUUCCGAUAUAAUAAGGUAUAUCUGGGCAAAAUUUGAGCAAAAUCGAUUUUUCAGUCGUGGCCGCUUUAUGUUUGAUUUUUGUGGACAUCCUCUCUUAAGUUCUUCAAAUUGAUUUGUUUAGUCAUAGUUAAUAGAAAAAGAGCAUGGUUAGGAAAUCUUUGUUCUAUGGUAUGUUACGUAUUGUAAAGGUCUUAAAGAUUGAAAAGGUCUUUAAAGUUCACCGUCGUUUCUAACCAUGCUUACAUCUGUUAACUCAGGUUCAGGUCUAGUUAUAUGACAUUCAUACGUGCGUGAAUUUUACUUUUAAUAUUUUGGAUUUAAUUUGUUGUAGCUGGUGAUGAUGGUAACUCUACUGACGAUGACGGCGAGGAGUCUAUAGAAAGGGUCAAAAGAAUUUCACUUCCAAAACCACCAGAGUUUUCAAAUGGCCGAAGAAAUUCCAUUUUGCAACGUGAAAAUUAUGCGAGUAUGUAUUUUUUCUAUUGAAUUAAGUGUUGUUAAAAUGGUGACAUAUCUUUGGUGAUGUUCGUUGAUUGCACAAGAAUAAUUCGUACUUUGCUCUGAUUAGGUAGAAAUAGACAGAAUGCAAGUCGGACCGCCGCUUCUACGGGUGUACCACGAUCAAGAGGACCAAAUUUGUGUGGCACCUCGUUAGAAGCUAACAGAAUUUCACCUUUUUCUUCAUCAGGUAUGUUUAUCGAAUUGAUUACAACGCUUGUUCAUUUAACGUGAAGCUUAUGGAAAUUGAAAUUGCAUGAAAGUAUUGUAUUGUGAAGAGGUGUCAAAAAUGAAUCAUACAUACAGUCGUGCAUAUCCAUGGGAUAUGGACAUAUAGUUAAAGGCAUUGAUCAUUAUCUCGUUUUUCUAUAGUUUCAUAUCGUAACUUAUGUAUUGUUUGCAAGCAGGUUAACAUGUUUUGAUAAUUAUUCUUCAAAUUAUAUCGAUCCUUCGGGCAAAACCCUGGGGAAAUAUUUUAUCAAAAUCCCCUUGUUCCAGGUCUGUAAUUGUUUCUUCAUCGAAUGUUAUUUGAAAAAAAUUAAUGUUUAGUUUGAUGGAUUAUUACCAUAUCCUAGGUACGAGUGCUGUCAAUCUCAGGAGGACACAACAUGUUGGUGACACUACCCGGCAUAUAAUGACAAAAUUAGGAACGAACAACCUAUGGUUGAAGUUUAGUCUUAAAGGAAGAAAAGGAAAAUUUGCCUUUAAAGACUCUUCAUUGUUCACUGUUGUAAAAAAAGUAAGUAUUUAAAUUUGAGUGUAUUUUGCCAAAUAUUUGCAACAUGCAGGGUACACCAAUAUAAUAGGUUUAUUGCCAUGUCGUAAUAAACUAGAAUUUUUUUUUAAAUGUUUUCAUUAAAUGUAAACAUACAAUGUCUCCGUUUUUAUUUCUGUUUGUAGAGUCGUGUAUUAGAGUGCAUUCGAAGGUUAGUGAACCGGAAAUCGAAGAGCAGAUCCAAGAGAUAUUAAAACAUGCACCGAAUAAGCCAGGAGGCUCCAGAUUUAAGGUAUUUGUAACUAUAUGUUAUUUUAAUUCUUAGCUAUUGUACAUUGGAGAUGCAGAUGCUCAAAACUGCUGGAUAUAAUGAAUGUGGUUUUAUGGUGUUAUGA